AUACAAGUACAAUGGAUGCCAAUGAGGUUGUGUAGUGUUGCAUUUCAUCAGGUGUCCCACGUGUUGUGUACACUGAGCAACACGUGUGUGUAUGUGCUGCUUUUUUUCCUUCUUGUUUUGUCGGGACUUUCAGGGCGUGGUCACUUUUCCUUUUAUAACUCGUCUCGGGAUCUUGUUUUGCGCCAGUGCACCAAACAAUCUGCCACCAUGUUUCUGCUUGCAGGAGUUGUUGGCUGCCUGCUAACCCUCACGGCGGAGGCCAGAGUCGGGAACUGCUCUAAGAUGCCAUUCCCGACCGAGACGGACCAAUGUCUGAUGUACGACGUCAUCUGCAAAACGGACACGUAUGAGGCGCGCCACUAUGAAGCCGCGAAGUGGGUGUCGACCACGGAGAGCUACUGGUCCAUGGACAUUGCCUGUAUGAGAGCAUUUAUGAGGCUCUACAAGUACAUCAGUGGUGAAAAUGAAAUGGGACAAAAGAUUCAAAUGACGACACCGGUCGUGGUCAAGAUGGGCGAAAAGAAGUGGUUUUGGCAAACGAAAGACUUCACAGUGAGCUUUUUGCUGCCCCGGGAGCACCUGGACGAUCCUCCGCUGCCAAUGGACGAUAGGGUGUUCCUCAGCGAGUCGCCAGCUCAAAACGUGUACGUGCGAAGCUACGGCGGGUGGAUGAACUCGCUGAGCGACUGCCAUGAAAAUGAAGCGCUGAUGUACGACCUGAAGAAGAAUGGCGCGUCGUUCAAAGAAGACUGCCACUGCGGCGUUGGAUAUAACAGCCCCAUGAAAAUCGUCAACAGGCACAACGAGGUGUGGGUGAUGAUCGAGGGCGAGCCGGUGUGUUACAGCAGUGAAGAAAUGGACUGAUGGGUCGGAUUUCAUCGCACCGCCUGCAACAAAAAGCCGUGUUGUAGC
Syngnathoides biaculeatus (alligator pipefish) is the source of this 912-nucleotide messenger RNA. RefSeq names its product heme-binding protein soul5 (gene soul5). Lineage: Eukaryota; Metazoa; Chordata; Actinopteri; Syngnathiformes; Syngnathidae. The record is from RefSeq and is a predicted model, not a curated record. The coding region runs from base 16 to 864 and encodes 282 amino acids. Gene Ontology annotation, cellular component: cytoplasm. The transcript is spliced from 7 exons.